CAUGUUGUUUUGCUGUGUGUCCAUGUGUAUAAAACAUCAGGUAUGGCAGUAUGCAGUCAUCCAGCAAACGGUGAAGGAGCAUCCAGAUCAUCUCUACACACUGAAUCAUCAUGGAGUCCAGAGCUUCUCUCUCCAUUCUAGCCCUGCUGCUUGGCUUAUCGCAAGCUCUCUAUCUCACCCAACCUGACGGGGAAGACAUGACAACUAGGAUUCUCACCAUCAACAAAGGAUCCAGUGAACUGCUGCUGGAGGGAGACAUACUCGCAAAAAGAAGCAGGAACGCUCUGGUCUGCCUCUACAACAACUGUUUUUGGAAAAAGUCUUCAAAUGGCUUGGUGAAGGUUCCUUACACAUUGAGCUCAGAUUUCUCUUCUUCUGAUGCGACUGUAAUUGCCAAUGCCAUGGCGAGUUUCCACAACAAAACCUGCAUUCGUUUUGUUCCCAGAACUAAUGAAACUGACUACAUCAGCAUCAAGAACAAUGAUGGCUGCUACUCUUAUGUGGGCAAAACAGGUGGUUCUCAGGUAGUCUCUCUCAGCAGGUUGAGCUGUGUUUACUACGGCGUCGUCGAGCACGAGUUGAACCAUGCACUCGGUUUCUACCACGAGCACGUUCGAAGCGACCGUGAUAAAUAUGUCACCAUCAACUGGAAAAACAUCGACCCAGCAACAACAUCUAAUUUUGAUUUGAUGAACACCAAAAACCUCAACACGCCGUACGACUACUCCUCUGUGAUGCACUAUGGAAACACAGCUUUCUCCAUCAAUGGUCUGGACACCAUCACCCCUACUCCUGAUCCUUCUGUGAUGAUUGGACAGAGACAAGAGCUUUCCACUAUCGACAUUAAGAGGAUCAACAUUCUCUACAAGUGCUGAACGUGUCCAGAAUGUUUGCUUUGAUUUAAAUUUACUUUAAUAUUGUAUUGCUGUUAAACAUACAGUACACAGUGAUGACAUCAUUUACUGUGGUAACCAAGUAUGUAAUUAUGCAAUAAAAUGGCUACAAUCA
Molecule: messenger RNA, 1008 nt
Organism: Silurus meridionalis
Lineage: Eukaryota; Metazoa; Chordata; Actinopteri; Siluriformes; Siluridae
Product: hatching enzyme 1.2-like
Exons: 4
Coding region: 111-875 (254 amino acids)
Biological process (GO): proteolysis
Molecular function (GO): zinc ion binding; metalloendopeptidase activity
Source: RefSeq, a predicted model, not a curated record